AUGGCGGCUAACGAUUCCUUGGUUACUGCUCAUGUGGUAGGAGAUGUCUUGGACCCCUUCUACACAACCGUUGAUAUGAUGGUCCUAUUCGAUGGUACUCCUAUUAUCAGCGGCAUGGAGUUGCGCGCUCCGGCAGUCUCUGAUAGGCCAAGGGUUGAGAUUGGAGGAGAUGAUUAUCGAGUUGCAUAUACUCUGGUGAUGAUCGAUCCUGAUGCUCCUAACCCAAGCAACCCAACCUUGAGGGAGUACUUGCACUGGAUGGUGACUGACAUCCCAGCAUCAACUGACAAUACAUACGGCCGCGAGAUAAUGUGCUACGAGCCCCCUGCCCCUUCGACGGGCAUCCACCGGAUGGUGCUGGUGCUAUUCCAGCAGAUUGGCCGGGAGACUGUAUUCGCGGAGCCGUCGAGGCGCCACAACUUCAACACCCGUGGCUUCGCCCGGCGCUACAACCUCGGCGCGCCCGUCGCCGCCAUGUACUUCAACUGCCAGCGCCAGACCGGCUCCGGUGGCCCCAGGUUCACCGGGCCCUACACCAGCCGCCGCCGUGCGGGCUGA
Messenger RNA from Miscanthus lutarioriparius, 558 nucleotides. The record is from the annotation of a GenBank genome assembly. Lineage: Eukaryota; Viridiplantae; Streptophyta; Magnoliopsida; Poales; Poaceae.